CAAAUAGGGAAAAUCCCAAUAAUGGAGUGGCGGCGGAGGAGGUCGGUUUCGCGAGCUCGGACUGGUCAUAGUUGACGUUUUCAUUUUCUCAAAAUUGGAUGUAAAUUCUAUAAUUAGGGAGUGUGCGCCGAUAUCUCUAGCUCAAAGAAGCCCUGCACGGAUGCCUCAGAUGCUACACUUAAACGGGGGAUCCACCACUGGCACCAGGCAACAGUUUAUCAUUUCUGGUGGACUUGGAUGAGGAUGCUAAAGGACAUAUUUUUAAGAUAGCAUUGGUUGAGGAUAUUGCAAAACCGUAUUACUGUGAAAUAUCCUAUUUCGGACUCCACUUCUCUUUUCAAAGGAACGAUACAUUAUUAAUUACCAGUAUUAUACAUACAUGUAUCUAUUCAACAAUGGCUUGUAGGCUUGUAGGUUCGCAGGUUGAAUCUACAAUGAUAUGGUAGCCAAAAAUAAAUAAAUAAAGGCUAGUCAAUAAUAAUAAUUAAUCAACGUAUUUUAAUAUAAAGGAUUUGUUUUAUUAAUAGCUACACUCCUACCAAAUUUACAAUCACAGCUUUCACAAACGGAGAUGCGCAAAAAGUGAGUCAUUAAAAUAACGAAAAGAAAGCUACUGUAUAGUGGAAAACAUGUUGCCUUCACAAGAAGCCGCCAAGAUUUACCAUGAUAACUACAUGCGGAACUCCCGCGCCAUCGGGGUACUUUGGGCGAUAUUCACCAUAUGCUUUGCCAUCAUCAACGUGGUGGUCUUCAUUCAGCCCUACUGGAUCGGGGACAGUGUGAGCACGCCGCAGGUGGGUUACUUCGGCUUGUUUCACCAGUGCGUUGGAAGAGGACCGCACAACCGAGAGCUCACCUGCACGGGAAGCUUCGCCGAGUUCAGCUCCAUCCCCUCCGGCGCCUUCAAAGCGGCGUCGGUCUUCGUGUUUCUGUCCAUGUUGCUGAUUCUGAGCUGCAUCGCCUGCAUGGCGCUCUUCUUCUUCUGCAACACCGCUACCGUCUACAAGACUUGUGCCUGGAUGCAGCUCCUAUGUGCUGUAUGCCUGGUGUUGGGCUGUAUAAUCUUUCCAGAUGGCUGGGAUGCAGAGGUGGUGCGGGACCUGUGUGGGGAAGAGACGGGGAAGUAUACCCUGGGUAACUGCUCUGUCCGCUGGUCUUACAUCCUAGCUAUUAUCGGCAUCCUGGACGCCCUGAUCCUCUCCUUCCUUGCCUUCGUCCUGGGAAACAGACAGAACAACAUGUUCCUGGAGGAACGCAAGGCUGACAACAAUAAAGAUUUUGCUGUGUCUGGGAUUGAGGUCCGGGACAGAAGAAGCGACCCAAGGUAUGUUGGAGUCCAGCGGUUGUACUGAUGGGAUCUUUACCGUGGAUGACCACCUCUCCUCUACUCCCUGCCAUCCAGUCAUCCGGCUAUAUGUGCAGACCACAUGUAUAGAUGUAGGAUCUUAAUUUGAGCCAGUUUGCUCCAGUAGGAAAAUGUGAAUUAUUUUGUGGA
Oncorhynchus masou masou (cherry salmon) is the source of this 1495-nucleotide messenger RNA. Its product is annotated as LHFPL tetraspan subfamily member 3 protein-like. Gene Ontology annotation, biological process: gamma-aminobutyric acid receptor clustering; sensory perception of sound. The transcript is spliced from 4 exons. The record is from RefSeq and is a predicted model, not a curated record. Lineage: Eukaryota; Metazoa; Chordata; Actinopteri; Salmoniformes; Salmonidae. Gene Ontology annotation, molecular function: GABA receptor binding. Bases 630 to 1352 code for a protein of 240 amino acids. Gene Ontology annotation, cellular component: plasma membrane; postsynaptic membrane; inhibitory synapse.